Ascochyta rabiei is the source of this 1191-nucleotide messenger RNA. Its product is annotated as cell wall protein Ecm33. Gene Ontology annotation, cellular component: fungal-type cell wall; plasma membrane. Gene Ontology annotation, biological process: fungal-type cell wall organization. The coding region runs from base 1 to 1191 and encodes 396 amino acids. The record is from RefSeq and is a predicted model, not a curated record. The transcript has 3 exons. Lineage: Eukaryota; Fungi; Ascomycota; Dothideomycetes; Pleosporales; Didymellaceae.
AUGUCGUCCUUCCUCAAGAUCGCCCUGCCGGCCCUGGCCAUUGCAGGCUCCGCCUCCGCUGCCUGCAACACUACCGCGACCCUCACCAUCCAGAACGCCGGCGAUGCGACCGCCCUUGCCGCAUGCUCGACCUUCUCUGGUUCCAUCGCUGUGGCAACCGGCACCACCGACGACAUCGCCUUCACCAGCGUCAAGCGCAUCACCGGCGAUCUGGUCGUGGCCGACAACUCGGACAUCAAGCGUCUCAGCGCUGACACGCUCGACACGAUCGACGGCGAGAUGCGCCUGUCCGGCUUGACUCGCCUCAACGCCGUCGACUUCCCCAAGCUCAAGACGGUCGAGUCGAUCAAGUGGGACGCUCUCCCCAACCUCCAGACCAUCGGUUUCACCUCCGAGGUCACCAAGGCCGACAAGAUCGACAUCCAGAACACGGCUCUCCGCUCCCUCAAGGGCAUCAACAUCGAGCAGGCCGACACCAUUUUCAUUGCCAACAACGGCUACAUUGACGAGAUCGCCAUGCAGCUCGGCAACGUCACCGAGUCGCUGACCCUGGCCAACAACAACGAGGACCUCAAGGUCACGCUGCCCAACCUGAUCUGGGCCGCUAACCUGACCUUCCGUUUCGUCGGUUCCCUCGAGAUGCCCUCCCUCGAGACCCUGAACGGAUCUCUGGGUCUGUACAACAACGGCUUCGAGACCUUCUCCGCUCCCAACCUGACCACGAUCGGCGAGGCCCUUGCCCUUGUCGCCAACGAGGAGCUUUCGAACCUCACCUUCCCCCAGCUUACCAAGAUCUCUGGUAACCUGCAAAUCGCCAACAACACCAACCUUACCACCAUCGACGGUUUCCCGGAGCUGACCAGCAUUGGCGGUGCUUUCGACAUCUCUGGCAACAUGAGCACUGUUGAGACCCCUAAACUUAACAGCGUCAAGGGUGCCUUCAACUUGCAGUCCACUGGCAACAUCUCCGACGUCUGCGCCAACUUCUACAAGCCUCUCAAGGACAAGAAGUACAUUCAGAGCACCAAGUACCUGUGCCAGGGCGCGCUCGUCAACCCCGGCCAGAGCGGCAGCAAGCCCACCAGCCAGUCCGGCUCCGGCUCCAGCGACAAGACUGGUGCUGCAACCAGCCUUUCCGCUGUCAACGGUGCUCUUGGUCUGGCUGCCAUGGCUGCUGUCUUCCUUCUCUAA